This is a messenger RNA of Amphimedon queenslandica, 2520 nucleotides long. RefSeq lists its product as uncharacterized. The record is from RefSeq and is a predicted model, not a curated record. The coding region runs from base 64 to 2520 and encodes 818 amino acids. The transcript has 4 exons. Lineage: Eukaryota; Metazoa; Porifera; Demospongiae; Haplosclerida; Niphatidae.
UCAGGAGAUGUUGAACUCAAUCCUGGUCCUAAAACAGGUAACACUCCUAGUACUAUAUUAAGGAUGAAUUAUGCUACUCUUGUUGAUGCUAUUACUAAUAAUCUUCACAGAGUAACCAAUGGACUGUAUGCUAAAGGACUGAUACCAAUGGAAACUGUUAAUAAUAUUCAAACAACAGCUUCUUCUGAUGCUGUUAAAUCAAGUCAAUUAGUAUCUGUGAUACAACGACAGUCGGAAACCUCUCUUAAUCCAGAGCAGUAUCUUAUUGAUAUAUGUCUUGUGUUCAUAAACCAACAGCAUCGUACACUAACAGAUAUUGCUACCUCUAUAUUACACCAGUUAGGGUUUAAAAAAUUUUAUAUCGAAGAUCUAAUAAAAUCAGGUACUCUAGAGAAGUGGUGUAAAGAAGGUAUCAUGAAGCUGACACUUACUCGUGUACUCAUGAUUGGUCCUGCUGGAUCUGGGAAAACUUGUGCGCAAUGUCUUCUACUAAAUGAAGACCCUCCAACGGGCAUACCAUCGGAAUAUGUUAGUUCUUCCAAGCCACCUACUCUUUUACAAUCUGACCCACAUACCAAUGCCCCCUCAACCACUACAACUCCAGUACAAUCCUCUGGCCUCACUCCUCAUUCUAUAGUCUCUACCACUGACAGUACACCAAUAGCUUGUAAAGCUGUUAAAGCUCUAAGAAUAGCUUUUGAUGGUAAAGAGACAUGGAAGAGAAUUACUAGAGAUGAACUGCUGAAGAAAUUAGCAUCUAGUUUAAAAAAAGCUGCAGAAAAUGCUUUGCGAAGAAAGCAAAUAUUAGCUCAGUCACUUUCAGAAGAAUUAGAGGAUGCCAUGGAAAUUGAUUUAGAAGUACCACUAGAAGAUUACGAUCCUGAAGAUGUACUCAAGGAAAUUGCUGAUCUCCUACCUAAUGCAGAAGCUCAGUUAAGUGAGAAGUGGGUGUACAUUGUUGAUUCUGGUGGUCAACCAGCAUACCAAGAGCUGCUACCAUUGUUUACCACAGCAGCUACUCUUAACGUCAUCACACUUGAUAUUUCAAAAGGCAUUGAUGAGGAGUUUGAGUUUAUGUAUCGAAUUAAUGCACGAGAAUUUCCAUGUGAUGGGGGAAUGAAAUAUUCAAAUCGUAAAAUUUUCAAUUCUGUUGUUUCAUCAGCAUCAGUUCAAAAACCAAUUGAUAUUGAAUUUGUGAAACAUCAGCCUCAACACUCAUUGUCUUUUGUCCUGGGUACUCAUUAUGAUGUACUGAUUGAAAGAGCUAAUGAAAAAGAUGCUGAGACAAAAGUGGCAGAGAUGAGUAGUAAUUUGAUGUCAGAACUGCCUCAUUUGGAAAGUCGCAUUAUUUCCAAAGUACAUGGGAAUUCAGUCAUAUAUCCAGUUAAUACAAUGCAGAAGCAUUCAAGUAAAAGACAGAAAAAUAGUAGAGAAAUUUUAGAGACAAUAUCGAAAUGUAUAGAGGCUACUAUUGAAAUUGAUGUCCCAAUACGAUGUUUUGCUUAUGAGCUUUAUUUAGAAAAGAAGGCAAAAGGCAAAGGUUUUGUUACUAAAGAUGAAGCCAUUAAAGAAGGUUAUAAGCUUUACAUGAAUGAUGAUGAAGUCGAAUUAGCUUUAACUAUUCUUCACAAUAGCACAAUCAUUUUAUACUACCCUAAAAUCCAACCACAACUAGUAUUUGUUAACCCUCAAAAAAUCAUCAAUGUUCUUUCCCAUUUGUUAGCUCUUACUUAUGUCGAUUAUCCAACAGCACAAUCACUGGCAACAAAUGUAUCUAAUGAUGAGAUGAUGUGUCUUAAAAACGAAGGGUGCUUCACAAAAAUUCUUCUUGAAAAGUUUAUAGAUGUAUUUUCAGAUGAUUUUACACCAGAUUAUUUCAUUAACCUGCUUCAACAUCUUCAUAUUAUCAGUGAUUUAACUGAUUUCAAUAGCCAAGCCCAGGAUGGAGAUAAUAGCUAUUUCCUUCCUUCUGCUUUACCUCCCUACAAUAAUAGCUAUGAUAUCAAAGUAACUACAAAGCCUCUUUAUUAUGUGUGGCGGGAAGAAAAAUUGAAAUCCAAAAAUUCUGUUCUUGUUCCUCAAGGAAUUUUCCCUUUAAUUUAUGUCCAUUUGCUACAUUUGCUUGAACAGGAAAAAUAUGAAUUUGAAUUUUCUCCGCAACCCAAAUUUCGUGAUGCCUUUUCACUCUGGAUCUAUAUUGAAGGAAUACAUUACACACUUUACAUUAUUAAUCGCUAUGAACAUAUUGCAGUCUAUUUCGAUGGUCCUAACUGUUCACAAGUUCGAAAGCUGAUUACCACAACUAUUAAUACAAGCUCUGAUGCUAUUAGUGCUAAACAAAAUUAUGUGAGUGCAUUUCCUUGUCCCAAUGGAAAAAAGCAUUGCUAUUGUAUUGUGAAUGAAGAGUAUAAGGUGGCAAAUUGCUCAAAGUGUGAUUCAAAUGAUAUCAGUAAAAGUGAUGAGAGUUACUGGUGCUGGUUUGACUGUAGUUCAGCAGGUAAAUCAAUACAGGAAUUGUAA